Molecule: messenger RNA, 3189 nt
Organism: Saccharomycopsis crataegensis
Lineage: Eukaryota; Fungi; Ascomycota; Saccharomycetes; Ascoideales; Saccharomycopsidaceae
Product: Ssy1 protein
Exons: 1
Coding region: 1-3189 (1062 amino acids)
Biological process (GO): amino acid transmembrane transport
Cellular component (GO): membrane
Molecular function (GO): amino acid transmembrane transporter activity
Source: RefSeq, a predicted model, not a curated record
AUGUCAACGCUGGAGCAAUAUUCUGAGCUUGGUGAGAACACUUGCUCUCCACCGCGGUCUGUACAAAUAGAGAAUCUCCCACAAGAUCACCUUGAAGUUGACGGCAUUCAAACAAAUUUGGAAUUUGACACUUUUUCCAAUGAUGAUAGUAAUAAUGGCAAUGACAACAGUAAUAUGAACAAUAAUGUGAACAAUAAUGUGAGUAAUCUUUACUCUAACCUAUUUCCCUCAUUUAAUUUCAUUAGCUUCCCUGUCACAAAUAAUGCUCGAAAUUCUUCAAUCGAUAGUGGAAAUAAUGAGCAUAAUUUUCAGCAAGAAGAUAUAGAUGAUGUCUCGGUUAAUUCGUUUAACUCUUCUGUCUUGAAUAGGAUGGCAAGUGAGCUAUUCGAUGAUGAGUAUAAUAUCAGAAGAUCCAUGCAAAAUAUAUCCGCAAACAAGAAUUUCUAUUCAAAUUACUAUGAUGAGUUAAUCAAGGAGAAGAGCACCAAGGAUAACGUUGGUGAUGAUUACAAUGAUUCUUCAGAUUUCCAAAAAUAUAUCACAGAAUUUAAUAAAGAGUUGAAAAUUGAAACAAAUUUAAAGAAGAUUCUUGACAAAAAGAAAUCUGACACCAACAAUUUGAAGAACAAAACCUUAAUAAACGUUAUCAACGAUGAGCAUUACAUUUCUCAAAAUUAUUAUGUCCCUGAUGAUGAUACAAAGGUUUCACAAGAUAAUGUUGAUUUAUUAGAUAAUAAUUCUAAGCAAUAUUACUGUGAAAAGAAACAGUUCCACAGCUUCCUACCGAAAAAGUCAUUGGCCAGUUUUAACUCGAGGAUGUCGCCUUCAAAAUUAAAGCACAAAGGUUCACUUUUAAAAGGAUUACAUAGAGAUGGUUCCAUCGCCACUCCAAAGAAUCAUACUACACCCACUAAUCCUUUUAAUUCUGUCGUGAAAACACCGAUGUCAAUUUCUCUGCAUAUGAAUCCAUUCAAAUUCAAAAUAUUCUCUAGCAGUUCCGCCUCGAUUAUCGCAAGUGUUCACACUGAUAGGGGUCAUGGAUACUCUUCAAAUAUUGAUGGUGAUGCUAUCACUUCGGUAAAAAGUAUCAAACCUAAUGAUAAAUAUAAAAAGAUAAUUUUUGAUAAAAGCUGUGCCGUCUCACCUGCUGAUUCUACGGUGAAGCGCGCCGCUUCUAGGAUCAAAAAUGAAAUUAAUACCACAACUACAGAGGGCUAUUCCUCUGAUAGCCACAACGAUAUAAGCAGUGAUGAUUUAAUUGAUGAAGAUAAUUUAACUGGGUCAAGAAAUUAUCCAGCAAGAUAUAAUUCUGAUGAUUCUGAACUAGACGACAUUAGUGCCACCAGAGGCAGUGCGAUUAUGUCUAGGAGCGCAAGCAACAACAAUGGCAACGGAAAGACCAAUGAUAUUGUUGAUGAUCCGAGAUACGGUUCAUUACAGAAGAAGUUAACACAGAGACAUUUGCAAAUGAUUGCCCUCAGCGGAACCUUGGGUGUUGGCCUUUAUCUUAGCACCUCCAAGAACUUUCUGAUUAGUGGGCCACUUGGAGCUUUACUAGGGUUUAUUAUUGCAGGAUCUGUGGUACUAUCGACAAUGUUAUCGCUCUGCGAGAUGGUUACGUUCAUUCCUCUUGUUGGCGGUGUUUCUGGUAUUGGAUCACGUUUUGUUGAUGAUGCGUUUGGCUUUGCUUCUGGUUUUAUUUACUGGAUCAAUUAUAUCAUGUCAUUACCAAGUGAAAUUACUGCAGCGACAAUUAUGUUAAGUUAUUAUGAUAAUAUUGAAAUCCCAGGCCCCGGAGCUGCUGGCUGGAUCACCUUCUUUUUGGUAUGGACUGUGGUGGUGAAUUUGUUAGAUGUAAGAGUUUAUGGUGAAUUAGAGUUCUUCUUUUCACUAUUGAAAAUUUUGGUGAUGAUGCUAUCAAUAAUCUUGAACAUUAUCAUUAAUGUUGGCGGAAUGCCCCCUGAGAGGACGAAAAUUGGAUUCACAUAUUGGCAAGCUUCUCAGAGCGACCCAUCUCAAGGUUUGACAUACGGACUUUUCCGCCCUACUUUUGAUUUGAAGGAUACCGGAAUUGGCUCUUUGAACGGUAUUGGAGGCAACACUGGCAGAUUUUUGAGCAUAUUGAUAUCCACUUGUAUUUCCAAUUAUGCGUAUGUAGGCACUGAAAUCCUGGUGAUUGUUGCAGCUGAAGCAAAACAUCCUCGAAAGGCUUUGCCAUCUGCUACCAAUAGAAUUUUUUGGAGAAUCUUAUUAUUUUAUAUUUUUUCAGUCUUUUGUGUUGGUUUAAAUUUCUAUGCUGGUGAUCCAAGAUUGUUACGCUACCGGACUAUCAACUCAGAUGAUACUAGUGACAAUCGUACCGCAAUUCAAGAAGCGAUAGUUGAUUAUUUUGGAGGUGAUGUUUGCACUCAACAGAAGAACACUGACAGGUUAAAAAAUUUCAGUGGACUAUAUAAUGGUAACCAAUCGCCUUGGAUUAUUGCUUUUCAGAAUGCUAGACUUUGCUCCCUCUCCGCUGUCUUCAACGGGAUGUUUGUGGUAUUCGCUCUUAGUGCUGGCUCCUCUCAACUUUAUGCUUCAAGUCGUACAUUGUAUCAAAUGGCACUACAAGGAAAAGCCCCUUCGAUAUUCAGUCGCUGCUCUAAACAAGGGGUGCCAUAUUUAGCAGUGAUAUUUCUGGGAAUGUUUGGAUCACUUGCUUAUCUUUGCAUUAGCAACGAUUCUAAUAAUGUUUUUCAAAGAUUGAUGAUGCUUUGCUCGUCCAGCGGAGAAAUUGUCUGGGCAUGUAUGUGCUUAUCGUUCAUCAGAUACUAUUAUGGUCUAAAGCUGAGAACCGAUUUAAUAUCGAGAAAUUCUCCAGCUUUUCCAUACAAGAGUCCCAUGCAGCCAUAUCUAGCUUAUUAUGGUUUAAUUGUAGGACUUUUCCUAAUAUUUUCAACUGGUGCAACUGUUUUUCUACAUGAUAGUUGGAGUGCAGAGUUCUUUGUCACUUCUUAUGGAUCUUUAAUUGUAUUCCUCGUGAGUUAUUUUGCAUAUAAGUUUGUUAAGGGAACAAAAAUUUUGAAAAUCGAUCAAAUUCAGUUAGAUAUUGGCCGGAAAGAAAGUGAUAAAACCAUUUGGGAAGAAACAAAGGCAUAUAGUAGUAAUUUCCAGGAAAAAUUCAAGCAGGUUUGCUCAUAUCUUUUUUGA